Messenger RNA from Drosophila guanche, 867 nucleotides. It is a transcript of the gene Jhbp6, whose product is annotated as circadian clock-controlled protein. The transcript is spliced from 4 exons. The record is from RefSeq and is a predicted model, not a curated record. NCBI's taxonomy places the organism in Eukaryota, Metazoa, Arthropoda, Insecta, Diptera, Drosophilidae. The annotation marks the transcript as partial.
GCACUGAAAACGAAAUACGAACUACGAAACAAAUUCGUAAUCGAAACUUCUACUCGAACCGCAGCAGAUUACAUCAAAGAGUGUAGGAUAGCCGAUAAGAACUUUGUCAACUGCUCCACCCAGAGCAUCCAGCAGCUUUUCGACAAGCUCAACGACGGCAUACCCGGCCUCACCAGCAUCAAGAGCUUCGAUCCCUUCCACCUCAACCGCAUCCGGAUCACGCAGGGCAACAGCAACGCCAUCAAUCUCAAAGUGGAGCUGGCCAAUGUCAAAAUUGUGGGCUUCGGCCAUACCCAUGUCCUAGAGAGCCAGGUUUUCAAGAAGGACUACAGCUGGAAGACCACCUUUACACUGCCGGUUAUGAAACUGAAGGGCGACUACAGUCUGUUUGGACGCAUUCUACUCAUCCCGCUCAAUGGCAGGGGACAGGUCUUCCUGGAUGCGGACAACAUGACGGUUACCAUGCACACCAAGACGCGACUUUAUUCCAAGGGCGGUUUCACCUUCUACAAUGUGACCAACUGUCGCGUAGACUUCAAGAUAGAUGGCCUCAAGUCGUACUUCUCCAAUUUGUUUAACGGCAACAAGCAAUUGGAGGACAGCACCAACAAGUUCUUCAACGACAACUGGCGCAUGCUGGCGGAUGCCCUCUACACAGUCAUCACCCAGACCAUUGAGGAUAUUCUGCUAGACGUGCUGAAGAAGAUUUUCCAUUACAUUCCAGCCAACUACUUUGUCAGCGAUAUUCCAACGCCCGAACAGCUCUACGGGAAGGCCAAGCCGAAGCCCAAAUGAAGAAAUAAGCUACAACCACUGGGAUCUGGGAACGGAUACAGAUGGGAAUGGCAACGGGAAUGGGAAUGGGAA